AGGAACCCUCUAGAACACCACAUCGUUGAACGCGACAAUCUCUGCUCCGCCAUAUAAGACGCCACCGAUCCGAGCCACGCCAUGCUCCGGCUGCAAACAACAUCCAGAACGCGCAGAGACGCAGAUCGCGAGCGAGCGCGCACCCGUUAAUCGCUUCAUCUUUCCAUUCCACCUAGAGAGCCUUUCGCGUCCACGAACCGAACCAACAAUGGCCGCCGUGGAGGAUGAGGCGCUGAGGGCGCUGGAAGAGGAGGACGACGCCAUGAUGAACGAGCCGGACGGCGAGCCCAUGGACGGCCUCGACGUCGACGAGGAGGAGGAGGCCGACUCCCCGGCGACGAUGAAGGUCGGCGAGGAGAAGGAGAUCGGGAAGCAGGGGCUGAAGAAGAAGCUCGUCAAGGAGGGCGAGGGCUGGGAACGGCCCGAGACCGGCGACGAGGUCGAAGUGCACUACACGGGCACUCUCCUCGACGGGACCAAGUUCGAUUCGAGCCGAGACCGCGGGACUCCCUUCAAGUUCAAGCUCGGGCAGGGGCAGGUGAUCAAGGGAUGGGACCAGGGCAUCAAGACCAUGAAGAAGGGCGAGAACGCCGUCCUCACCAUCCCGCCGGACCUCGCGUACGGCGAGGCGGGCUCCCCGCCCACGAUCCCGCCCAACGCCACGCUCCAGUUCGACGUCGAGCUCCUCUCGUGGGCCAGCGUCAAGGACAUCUGCAAGGACGGCGGCAUCUUCAAGAAGGUCCUGGUCGAGGGUCAGAAAUGGGAGAAUCCCAAGGAUCUCGACGAAGUUACUGUCAAGUACGAGGCGAGACUUGAGGAUGGAUCCGUCGUGUCCAAGUCAGAGGGUAUUGAAUUCGCAGUGAAGGAUGGUUACUUCUGCCCUGCACUUUCCAAAGCCGUGAAGACCAUGAAGAAGGGCGAGAAGGUCCUCCUGACCGUCAAGCCACAAUAUGGUUUCGGCGAGCAAGGAAGGCCGGCUUCUGAGGUUGAAGCCGCGGUGCCCCCGAAUUCCACAUUGCACAUCGAUCUUGAGCUAGUCUCCUGGAAGACGAUCACCCUCAUCGGUGACGACAAGAGGAUCUUGAAGAAGGUGCUCAAGGAAGGAGAAGGCUACGAGCGCCCCAACGACGGGGCAGUUGUCAGAGUGAGACUGAUCGGCAAGUUGGACGACGGCACUGUGUUCACGAAGAAAGGACAUGAAGGCGACGAACCAUUCGAGUUCAAGACGGAUGAGGAGCAGGUCAUCGAAGGGCUGGACACGACGGUGCUCACCAUGAAGAAAGGAGAGGUCGCGUCAGCUAGAAUACCACCUGAACAUGCGUUCGGUUCCACUGAGACGAAGCUUGAUAUUGCUAUGGUUCCUCCCAACUCCACCGUCUUUUAUGAAGUGGACCUCGUUUCCUUCGAGAAGGAGAAAGAAUCUUGGGACUUGAAGAGUAAUGCUGAGAACAUCGAAGCAGCUGCUAAAAAGAAAGAUGAAGGAAAUGCGUGGUUUAAGAUGGGCAAGUACGCCAAGGCUUCCAAGAGAUAUGAGAAGGCUGCAAAGUACAUUGAGUAUGACAGCUCCUUCAGCGAGGACGAGAAGAAGCAAUCCAAGGCAGUGAAGAUCAGCAUCAAGCUCAACAACGCAGCGUGCAAACUGAAACUCAAGGAUUACAAGGAAGCAGAGAAACUCUGCGCCAAGGUUUUGGAGCUGGAGAGCACAAACGUCAAGGCUCUGUACCGGAGGGCGCAGGCGUACACCGAGCUCGUGGAUCUGGAGCUGGCAGAACUAGAUAUCAAGAAGGCUCUGGAGAUCGACCCAGACAACAGGGAGGUGAAGGUUGCGUACAAGGCGUUGAAGGACAAGCUGAGGGAGUACAACAAGAGGGACGCCAAGUUCUACGGCAACAUGUUCGCCAAAUGGAGGAAGACGGAGAACGCCGCCGGGAAGCAGAACGCGCAGCCUAUGGCCAUCGACAGCACCGCGUGACGGGUCUGCCGCGUCCUGGUACAGCCGGGUCUGGAGUUUGUAUCAGCGUUGUACCGUGGUUUUGGUUGUCUUGUCCUCUGUUCUGCAGCUUGUGCCUCGUCUGUGAUCGGCUGCGUGCCUUGAUAAUGUACUCAUAAUUUGCUGACGUACGAUUCUAGUAAAAAGAGUGUCUAUUUCGUUUUAAA
This is a messenger RNA of Aegilops tauschii subsp. strangulata, 2157 nucleotides long. RefSeq names its product 70 kDa peptidyl-prolyl isomerase. The record is from RefSeq and is a predicted model, not a curated record. Gene Ontology annotation, molecular function: protein binding; peptidyl-prolyl cis-trans isomerase activity. NCBI's taxonomy places the organism in Eukaryota, Viridiplantae, Streptophyta, Magnoliopsida, Poales, Poaceae.